Messenger RNA from Patiria miniata (bat star), 303 nucleotides. RefSeq lists its product as uncharacterized. Bases 1 to 303 code for a protein of 100 amino acids. NCBI's taxonomy places the organism in Eukaryota, Metazoa, Echinodermata, Asteroidea, Valvatida, Asterinidae. The record is from RefSeq and is a predicted model, not a curated record. The transcript is spliced from 2 exons.
AUGUUUGUGUCGGUCAAGACCGUUUUCUCGCAGCGAGGCCGGUACAACUACUCCCUCAAGAGCGAGGUGAACUUCCACCGGGAGUGCAUGAGCAGCUACAACGCGAGGCUGGAGCACGCCAAGAAACUCCUGGCAGCGGCCAGGAGGCAGUCCCUGCAGGCCAUAGCCAAGGGGGACACCGUGUUCCCCCGCGGGAGAGACGGCGAGGGUGACCGAGAGAUGGACGGUCAGGGGGAGGCUCUAGAAGGCAGUUAUCGGACGCGGACUCCAACACCGGGGGAUUUCAUAUUUCCCAGAAUGUGA